AUGUCGCUACGACCGAUCCCUCUAGCCCUGGGAGACAAACAUACGACGUUCGAUAAGGGUGGUGAGAUACUGGAUGAGGUCGAGGUCGCGGAAAGGGAAGCAAGAGCUCAAUCCUCAAGGCUUAUAGCUAAGCGAAGACUGGUGACGGUGGUCAAGCAUGUGCCUUCGUCGAAAGAGCAGGCUCUCCCUGUGCUUAUCAACCAAAUCAACUGCUCCUUUGAAAUGGACAGGCUGCUCCAGAACAAUAUAGGGCUGAUUGGAACGAGACCGAAACGGGCCCUAAGUGUUAGCCAGCGGGUUGUUGAAUCGGCAACGACAGCAUGGGGUAUCCUUCUCUGGGGGAUAUCGUAUGUUGUGAUGGUUUGGAUAUACCCCGUCAUCACCAAGGGUUUCAUUGCACUGCUUAUCGGACAUCGGAUAGUAGCUGAGGUGGUUCUAAAGAUACUGGAAUGGCGUGCAGCACCUGAUGCGGCUGCAUUGAAGGAUAUAUCCGCCACGGCUCAACAGAUUGAUAUCAGACUUCAGCAGUUCUGCUAUUGGCCUAUACAAUAUAUGACACUACGCAAGAGGAAGGACGACUGGGAGAGUGUGACGAACAGUCAUCCGGACUAUAUCAGAUUCUACAAUAGUCUCUGGCUCGUGGCCAACGAUGUCAUCAUCGGCAUUGCCCUGGGUUCAUAUAUCGUCGACAACGCCGAUACUGUGGCCUCACAAAUCAACGCAGUGCUAAGCGGCUGGACUGUCGACGGGCUUCAGCAGACUAUAUCAUGGCUUAUGGGCUGGCCGGCCGGCCUGAAACUCAACAAUGAACUGGCUGUGUUUUUGGGAGACCUGUUCCUAUGGGUCAUCGCCCAUUGGGCCAGUGCACUGGCGAGUCUCCGGCCGUUCCUUUCACACGUAGUCUACAUAAUCGGAUGUGCGAGCUUCGCCGGGGCCAGCAUGUCGAUUGCCAUGUUCUCCGACCUCCUUACCAUCUUCACCGUCCACAUAUAUUCCUUCUACAUUGCGUCUGCACGUAUCUUUAACUGGCAGCUGACGAUUAUAAUAUCCCUUUUCCACCUCUUCCGCGGCCGAAAGAGAAACAUCCUUCGAAACCGGAUAGAUUCCUGUGAUUACGAUCUUGACCAGCUACUCCUCGGCACGAUCCUGUUUACGCUUCUUUUCUUCCUGUUGCCUACCGUUCUUGUGUUUUAUAUUACUUUUGCAUCUGCCCGGAUGGCUAUUAUUUCUCUAAAGGCGGCGCUUGAUACGUGUUUGGCCUUUCUCAACCAUUUCCCAUUAUUUGCAUUGAUGCUGCGGCUAAAGGACUCGCGGCGACUCCCUGGAGGGACGCGGUUUGAGCUCCGGAAACCAACCCUUCCCAAGCCGCCAAAUGAUAAGCUCGAAUAUACGGAGACGUCCUACAUCCACCUCAAGUCAAUACCCCUUUCUCUCAGGGAGAUGUUCGACCAGUACUUCCGCCUCGGCCACCGUAUCCGCCAGCACUAUCUCUCACCCCGAGUGAUCCUCUGUCUUGCCACUGGCCAGUUUGUUCCCCCUAUCCAUCGACGCAACCUGUACAGCCUACAGUAUAGCAUGCUCCCGGCCCAGCGAGUAGGCAUAAUCGACGUAUGGUCACGCUUGACGGCGAAGAGCACAUCGACCAGCAGUGGCACCCACAGCAGCGGCGGCGGAGGAGGAAUGGGAGGCGUUGGAGUCUUCCACGACAAGCCAUUCAAGACCUUGACCUCCCUUCGCACGCCCGACCCGCGCUUUUCGUGUCCGACAGACGCCAGCUCGCAUCACUGCCAGGCCGUCGUCGAAGACGACAAGAUGCACGGAAAGUGGACUGAGGCCGAGGACGUCGCCAUCGUGGCCUUCCGCCUGGGGACAAACCUGAGUUGGGAAGGCAUCAAAGUCAAGUUCGAUGCCGUCUUCCCUCAAGCCAGCGCCAAAGACCUCGAGUCUCGCUGGAACAAGUCACUCAGGCCGACAAUGCCCCCAGGUGCGAGCAGAAGUAUUGCCGAUGUCUUUGAUGACUACAGGCAUUACAGACCGAGCCACAUCGCCGAUGGCAGGGAGAGGAGACUGGUGCUCGAGGUUCUGCGAGUGUUGGAGCAACAUCCCAACGACAGGGUUGUUCCACCGCACCCAGAACUCGAGUCUGGAGAUCAAGGACUCCAGCCAGCGGUCGCUCCACCAAGCUCAGAGAGCACCCAGUCCGUUGCGCCUCCCCGGCAGCCAAGUCCACCCCAGAUACCGCAGCCGGCACCAUCGCCGUCCCAGCUCUACCUUGAGGGCUGGGCUCCAGCGGGUGUCGCAGCGACCUGGGGCCAGGGAGAGCCCGAGCAGCAAGGACAGCAUGGGUAUGGGAGUGUCGAGGGCUACGACCUCCUUGGUGUGAGCGACCCGACAAGCCAACAACUCGAGAGCGCGUUUUUCGAGCAGGGAGACUACCAGCAACCUCCCACGCAGGCAUAUCCGCCGUACUCGCAGCAGCAGCAGCAGCCAGCCCAGCCAACCCAGCCAGCUGAGCCGCAGCCGCAGCAGCAGUCGCAACUAGAGCAGGGACCGUUCGAUCCCAAUAUCGACCCCCGGCUCUACGGAUAUCAGUGA
Molecule: messenger RNA, 2595 nt
Organism: Arthroderma uncinatum
Lineage: Eukaryota; Fungi; Ascomycota; Eurotiomycetes; Onygenales; Arthrodermataceae
Product: N-acetylglucosaminyl transferase component Gpi1
Exons: 6
Coding region: 1-2595 (864 amino acids)
Biological process (GO): GPI anchor biosynthetic process
Cellular component (GO): membrane; endoplasmic reticulum
Source: RefSeq, a predicted model, not a curated record